AAGAAAAAGCAAAAUUGCGUUUGUUCGGAGGUCUAAACGUGGCCAUUAUAGUUCUGCAUAUUUAAUUAGUGCAUACAUGUACACAUAAUUGCGGUCUAAUAGAUUAAACAUUGUUAGUAUUCGUGUGUAUUCGGACACAUUAGUUUGAGCGCACUUCGCUGCUUCCCGUGCUAGCUUAGCUUGCUAGUUAGCUUAGCUUGUUAGCUGCUAACAAAGAGACGCGGAAGUUAUCAACACAUCGCUAAGCAGAGAUCAAGUGUGAGUGUAAAGUGUUGUGAUUGUGUGAAAAUGUGCGAAAGAACGAUAGCAGAGUACGAGGAGGAACUUUGUCCAACAAAAGAGGAGAAGGAGCGACAACAUCAACUAUUGGACGCUGUUUUCAAGAAGCAUCAAGUUGUGUUACACAUAACAGACGUCCAGCAGCCCCCCCACAUUAAAGAGGUAGAGGAGGAGCCACAGCUCCCACGUAAUAAAGAGGAAGAGGAGGAAGUUUGUAUCUGUCAGGAGGAAGAGCGUCUUCUCGGGCAGGAGGAGGCUGAUCUCACCAAGUUUCCACUGACAGUUGUCUCUGUGAACACUGAAGACCAUGAAGACAAACCACCUGAGUCCUCACAGCUUCAUCACAGUCCAAACGUAUGUGAAGAACAUAUUCUCUUUGAGCACCAGGAGUGGAGCUUCAGGGUGGAGCAGGAAGAGCCACAGCCCUCUCACCUUAAAUAUGUAGGCGAGCCACGAGAGACCCCUCACAUUAAAAAAGUGGAGGAAGACCCUCUGACCCCCCAUUGUACAGAGGAAGCGGAGACGCCGCAGACCCCACACCUUAAAAAGAAAGAAGAGUACCAACUGACCCUUCAUUUUAAAGAAGAGGAGGCACCACAGCCCGCCCACAUCAAAGAGGAAGAGGAGGAAUACAGCAUCAGUCAGGAGGGAGAGCAUCUUGUAUGGUUGGAAGAGUUCCCAGUGAUUGUGAAGAGUGAAGAUGAUGAGGUCAAAGGUGAAAGUGAGAAGAGAAUGGUGGAGCCUCUAAGCAGCAGCUCAACUCAACACAUGACAACAGAAGCUGAUGGAGACCACUGUGGAGGAUCACAAGCAGACAAGCUCUUAGCUCCACUAUCAGAUAGUGACGACACAACAUCACACUCUCCUGACACUGAUGAUGAAGACUCUAAAGCUGAUAAGACAUGUCACACUGACAACACACCCUUGACAUGUUCUCACUGUGACAAAACGUUUAAACGGACUGGUUGUCUUAAUAGACACAUGAGAAUACACACUGGGGAAAAACCUUUUCCCUGCUCAGAAUGUGGGAAAUGUUUUGGCCGUAAAAAUGUGUUGAAUUUACACAUGCACACGCACACUGGAGAAAAACCCUUUUCCUGCUCUGUCUGUGGUAAAAGAUUUGUACGAAAAAAUGCGUGGAAAGUACAUACCAGAAUACACACUGGAGAAAAACCUUUUUCCUGCUCAGCCUGUGGUAAAGGUUUUUCACUAAAAGGUAGUUUGAAAGUACACAUGCAAAUACACACUGGACAAAAAACAUUUUCUUGUUCAAUCUGUGGUAAAGGUUUUGUACAAAGUCAAAAUGUAAAAGCACACAUGAGAAUACACACUGGAGAAAAACCUUUUUUCUGUUCAGUCUGUGGUAAAGAUUUUGUAGAAGGGAACAAUUUAAAAGUACACAUGAGAACACACACUGGAGAAAAACCGUUUACCUGUUCAAUUUGUGGUAAAGGUUUUGUACAAAGUCAAUAUUUGAAAGUACACAUGAGAACACACACCGGAGAAAAACCUUUCUCCUGUUCAAGCUGCGGUAAACGUUAUGUACAAAGCCAGUAUUUGAAAGUACACAUGAGCAUACACACUGGUGAAAAACCCUAUUCCUGUUCAAGCUGCAACAAAAGCUUUUCUGCCCAAUCAACACUAGCAGCACACAUGAGAACACACACAGGUGAGAAAGUGUUUAGUUGCAGUGUGUGUGGUGAAAGAUUUUCUCAUAAGUACCAGUGUAAGAAACACAAGUGUGCUGGUGAGAACAGCAGCUGUAAAUGAAGCUGCAGGAUUUGGAAUCAACCAUAAAGACUUUGAUAACUUUGAUUUUGCAACAACAUCCGCACAUAUAACAUGUGUGACAUCAUUGUUGUUGUGUGUAACAUCAUCCAUGCAUCCGUUUUUCUACCACUUUCCCCUUUCAAAGUUGUUAAUAUGCUUCUACCAUUUAUAGAUUAGUUAUUUUCGAUGAGUGUUUUUUUUCAGUCAAGUACAUGGAUUAAUAUACAACAUUGUGUACUUUAAAUAAAAAAUUGAACGGAACAAUUUGACCUGAAAGGUUAGAGUAAACGGUACGAAACAUAUACUGAACCAAACACUUUUGUUUUUGCUCCCUUUUUUCAUGAGUUGAACUCAAAGAUGUAAAACGUUUACUAUA
This is a messenger RNA of Entelurus aequoreus (snake pipefish), 2425 nucleotides long. Its product is annotated as zinc finger protein 260-like. The transcript is spliced from 3 exons. Gene Ontology annotation, cellular component: nucleus. Bases 289 to 2049 code for a protein of 586 amino acids. The record is from RefSeq and is a predicted model, not a curated record. Gene Ontology annotation, molecular function: DNA-binding transcription activator activity, RNA polymerase II-specific; RNA polymerase II cis-regulatory region sequence-specific DNA binding. Lineage: Eukaryota; Metazoa; Chordata; Actinopteri; Syngnathiformes; Syngnathidae. Gene Ontology annotation, biological process: regulation of transcription by RNA polymerase II.